This is a messenger RNA of Penicillium concentricum, 2724 nucleotides long. Its product is annotated as ferric reductase family protein. Gene Ontology annotation, molecular function: ferric-chelate reductase activity. Gene Ontology annotation, cellular component: plasma membrane. The record is from RefSeq and is a predicted model, not a curated record. Bases 1 to 2724 code for a protein of 907 amino acids. Lineage: Eukaryota; Fungi; Ascomycota; Eurotiomycetes; Eurotiales; Aspergillaceae. Gene Ontology annotation, biological process: iron ion transport; intracellular iron ion homeostasis; copper ion import. The transcript has 6 exons.
AUGCUCCCCAGAGCGGCUUUUGUGGCUCUCUUCUGGGCCACUGUUCAGGUUUCUGGACACGGCGGCUCCAGCUCAAGUUCGAGCCGUAAUGUCGCCUCCAACUUGGAAGAGUACUGUUUUUACUCGAUAUAUACCAGUUUAUCUGCGUACACCUUUGAAGGCAGUGUAACAGUCCAAUCCGCCACAAGCUCCCAUUCUCACGGGGGUUCCUCAUCUUCUUCACAUGGAUCGUCGGAUUCUUCUACUGAAACAUCCGAGACUUCCUCGCAUGGAUCAUCGGAUGCUUCCUCUGAAACAUCUGGGGCGUCCUCGCAUGAGUCCUCGGAUCCUUCCUCCACUGAGACAUCUGAGACUCAUUCACACGGAUCAUCUGGAUCUUCCUCCGCUGAAUCCCCCGACUCUUCUUCUGCAGCUCACACGUACGGAUCACACAACUCUUCCUCCACCGAAACAUCUGAGUCUUCCUACUCGGGAUAUACACAUGGAUCAUCUGAUUCUUCUUCCACUGAAUCGACUGAUUCUACCUCUUCGACACACACUCACGGAUCAGCCCGAAGAAGUGUGAGCCUUGCAAAGCGCGCCCAUGGUAGUGGCUCGUAUGGCUCAUACUCCACCGGACCAUGCAACAGCACCGUGGAAGUGACUUCCAUGUAUGCUAGUGCUAAGGCCUGGUGUUCCGAGAAAGAGUUCAAAGCGGUGGUCCCAUACUGGCAAAGUCUUUGUGCAAAGAACAGCAUGGAACUCAUGAGCCUGACUUCAAUUGAACCCUUGUUGACGGAUGACUUCAUCAACUCGCUUCCUCAAAUUGACCCAGAGGAGAAUAAUGUGACAACGUAUAGGACCAUUGACUCGCCUGUGCUGCUGACCAAAAAAUACUACAACAGGGCCCAUAAGUCUUAUGUGAGCCAUGACUAUGCUAUGCCGAAGCAUAAACGAUAUGGCUGGGGAAUUAUUGGCUACUGGGGAGCUGUCCUAGUCCUAGGCAUGAUGUCCAAGGCAUGGACAGUAUUCUUCAGCAGACGGAGUGUGCGUGGUUCUUGCGACCCCGAGACUCGCCCCGGUCUGCAGAGUAAGAAAGGUCCUCUUGCUUCUCUCUUCCAUUCUUUGCGCACGCACAUCAUCAUGCCGGCCACCUUUGCCCCAGCCAUCCCCAAUCACCAGCAACUCUGGUUGUCGCACGCUCUUCCCAAGAGAGUCGAUACUUUGAUUGUGCUUGGAUUUUGGAUUGUCAGUAUCAUUUUGAGUUGUGUGGGCUACGACAGUUUCACGGGCAGUCUUUCAGUACCAAGCCUUUAUCAACAAAAUUGGCAAUACACCUCUGACCGCACUGGAGUUCUUUCAUACGCCUGUCUACCAGCUUUGUGGCUUUUCAGUGGCAGAAACAAUGUGUUUAUCCAGAUGACACACUUCAGCGUUCAGUCAUUCACCAUGUUCCACCGCCAUAUCGCAUGGGUUUGCACUAUCUUGGCCGUGGUGCAUUCCAUCAACUACACCGUUCUCUUCCUAGAAUAUGUCGGUCGCUAUUGGAUUUCUUGGAAGGAAGAGUUCUGGUACAUGGGUGUGGUGGCUACCAUUCUCCUGUGUUUCAUGCUUGUACAGUCAAUGACCUUCUUCCAACGCCGUUGGUAUGAGACUUUCCUCAUGCUUCACAUUAUCUUCGCCGUCGUCGUGGUCGUUGCCCUCUUCCAACACACCAGCUUCGAUGGUCGCGAAUGGGUUGGAUAUCUUUGGACACCGGUUGGACUUUGGGUCCUUGAGCGACUUGCCCGCGUCGGUCGUGUUGUAUACUGCAACCUGAACGCCCGAUUUGGAAAGGAAUUUUUGGGAACGGCUACAACCGUUACAUACAGUGAGGCAAGCGACUUGGUCAGGAUUGAAAUGGUCCCCGGAGCCGCAAGCUUGACACCCAGACCAGGUCAGCUUUACUAUAUUUACCAAGCAACCUGGCUUAAGGGCUGGGAGAACCACCCAUUUUCAUUGGGUGCAUGGGCACCUUCCUCCACGGCCGACAAUGAAAAGUCUGCUCCAGCCUCUCAAAAUGGACAAAAGCUCAUCUUCUACGUCCGGCCCUACGAUGGAUGGACACGUCGCCUUCGUGAUCAAUGCCGCAAGGCAGGUGGAAUCAUUCGCCCCAAGCUCCUUCUUGAGGGAGCGUAUGGUCAUUCUGAGCCAGUGUACGCCUACAACACUCUUCUGAUUAUUGUCGGCGGAACGGGUAUUGCAGUAGCAGUGCCGUACCUCCUGGAUCAUAUUGCGCGCGUGAAGGAAGGCAAGACGAAGACCACCAAAAUUCAGCUCGUGUGGUCCGUCCGACAAAAAGAGAUGUUCAACGAGGUCUUCAAUGAGGAGUUGGCGGAGAUCAUGCAGCAUAACGACAUUACGAUCACUGUCUUCUGUACUCGUCUUUCUAAGAUCACGAGUGAUUCAGAUUCCGAUGACGUGACAAUCUCCAAGGAGCUUUCGUCUGGCGUUGCGCCGGUGAUCAGGGCAACAGGCGCGGAUUCUCCCACCAGCAACAGCAGCCUCCGGUUCAUGCCUGGUCGCCCCGAUAUCCGCGAAAUAGUCAAGUCUGAGGUGCAGGAUUCCCAAAACAGCUCGACUAAUUUGGCCGUUUUGACUUGUGGCCCAGCCCAAAUGGCCGAUGAAUGUCGCGGAAGUGUAUAUGAGACCAUGAAGAAUGGUUUCCAGGACAUUGAGUACUUCGAGGAAGCGUUUGGGUGGUAG